UGGCUAUAAAAUGGCCCAAGUCGUGUCAAACGCUGUGUUCUUUUCCCUCCCCAUUUCCUUCCCUCUCUAGCAUCUAAACAAUGUGCGGUAUCUUUGGCUAUCUUAACUACCUCAUCGAACGUGACCGUCGCUUCAUCUUCGACACUUUGACUCAAGGUUUGUCCCGUCUGGAAUACAGAGGUUAUGACUCUGCUGGUGUGGCCGUCGAUGGUGACUCUGAGGAUGAGGUCAUGAUUGUUAAGCAAGUCGGAAAGGUUGCUGCUCUCCGCAAGUUGAUUGAUGAGCAAAAGCUUGACUUCCACAAGACCUUCAUCAGCCACUGCUCUAUGGCACAUACCCGUUGGGCUACUCACGGUCAACCUUCACCCAUCAACUCCCAUCCUCACCGAUCUGAUCCCACCAACGAGUUUGUCAUCGUUCACAACGGUAUCAUCACUAACUAUAAAGAACUCAAGACUGUCUUGGAGAAGAACGGCUAUGUGUUCGAGACCGAAACCGAUACUGAGUGCGUUGCUAAGCUCACCAAGUACAUCUAUGACAGAGAGAAGACCAACGGUAACUUGACCUUCACCGCUCUUGUCAAGGCUGUCAUCAAGGAGUUGGAAGGUUCAUAUGCUUUCAUCUUCAAGAGCAAGCACUUCCCUAACGAAGUCGUUGCCACCCGUCGUGGUUCUCCUCUCUUGGUUGGUGUCAAGACCGCUAAGAAGCUCAAGGUUGACUUUGUCGAUGUUGAAUUCGGUAACGCUGCCGAAAGCGGUGAAGGCAUCAGCAACGCCAGCGAACCCCAAACCAUUGAGAACAACUUUUUGUCUCCCGAUGGUGGUCAUCCCAAGCUUCAACGUAGCCAGUCUCGCGCUUUCUUGAGCGAAGAUGGUCUUCCUCAACCUAUUGAGUACUUCCUUGCUUCUGAUGCUGCCGCCAUUGUUGAGCACACCAAGCGUGUCUUGUACCUCGAAGAUGACGAUAUCGCACACAUUGCUAAUGGCGGUAAGAAGCUUCACAUUCACCGUCUCCGUCGUGAUGAUGGCAUCUCAUCGUCCAUUCGUUCCAUCCAAACUCUGGAGAUCGAGUUGGCCGAGAUCAUGAAGGGUUCCUUUGACCACUUCAUGCAAAAGGAAAUUUAUGAACAACCCGAAUCGGUUGUCAACACCAUGCGUGGUCGUGUCAAUUUCCAAAACCACAAGGUCACUUUGGGUGGUCUCAAGGCUUAUGUUGCUACCAUCCGUCGUUGCAGACGUAUCAUUUUCAUUGCCUGUGGUACCUCAUACCACUCCUGCUUGGCCACACGUGCUAUUUUUGAAGAGUUGACCGAAAUUCCUGCCCAGCUUGAACUUGCUUCUGACUUUUUGGACAGAAAGACUCCCAUCUUCCGUGACGACGUUUGCGUCUUCGUCUCACAAUCUGGAGAAACUGCUGAUACUAUCCUCGCUAUGCGAUACUGCUUGGAACGUGGUGCCCUUGCUGUUGGUAUCACUAACACCGUCGGUUCUUCCAUCUCUCGUGAAACUCACUGUGGUGUUCACAUUAAUGCUGGUCCUGAAAUCGGAGUUGCCUCCACUAAGGCCUACACCUCACAAUACAUUGCUUUGGUCAUGAUGGCUAUCCAGUUGAGCGAAGAUCGUACUUCCAUGAACGAACGUCGUAAUGAGAUCAUCGAUGGUCUUUACCGCUUGCCUGGUCACCUCAAGGAAGUCCUCUCCGACGAUGCCAAGCUCCAACAACUUGCUGCUGAUACCCUUUACAAGGAGAAGUCUUUGUUGAUUAUGGGCCGUGGUUUCCAAAACGCUACUUGCUUGGAAGGUGCUCUUAAGAUCAAGGAAAUCUCUUACAUGCACUCUGAAGGUAUCUUGGCUGGUGAACUCAAGCACGGUCCUCUUGCUUUGAUUGAUGAGAACAUGCCUGUCAUCUUGGUUAUGACCCGUGACUCCUUGUAUCCCAAGGUUCAAAGUGCUCUGCAACAAGUCACUGCCCGUAAGGGUCAGCCCAUCAUUAUCUGCAACACUGGCGAUAACGGCAUCUCUUCUCAAUACAAGACCAUCCGCGUUCCUCAAACUGUUGACUGUCUCCAAGGCCUGCUUAACAUCGUUCCUCUUCAGCUUCUCUCUUAUCACUUGGCUGUCAUGCACGGUGUCGAUGUCGAUUUCCCCCGUAACUUGGCCAAGUCUGUUACUGUCGAGUAAAUGGUGAUAGUUCCUCAACACCUUCCACUUUUCUACACUUUGUAACCCCUUUCAAACUGCGAAUUGCGUCUCGUGCUGUCUAUAUAUUAUACUCCUCUUUUCUUUACCUUUUUUUUUCUUACUUUGGAAUGACUCUGUUCAAAUGCC
Messenger RNA from Umbelopsis ramanniana AG, 2327 nucleotides. RefSeq lists its product as uncharacterized. Gene Ontology annotation, biological process: protein N-linked glycosylation; UDP-N-acetylglucosamine metabolic process; fructose 6-phosphate metabolic process. Bases 81 to 2180 code for a protein of 699 amino acids. Gene Ontology annotation, molecular function: L-glutamine:D-fructose-6-phosphate transaminase (isomerizing) activity; carbohydrate derivative binding. NCBI's taxonomy places the organism in Eukaryota, Fungi, Mucoromycota, Umbelopsidomycetes, Umbelopsidales, Umbelopsidaceae. The transcript is spliced from 8 exons. The record is from RefSeq and is a predicted model, not a curated record.